Molecule: messenger RNA, 3339 nt
Organism: Lasiosphaeria miniovina
Lineage: Eukaryota; Fungi; Ascomycota; Sordariomycetes; Sordariales; Lasiosphaeriaceae
Exons: 3
Coding region: 338-2974 (878 amino acids)
Cellular component (GO): fungal-type vacuole membrane
Source: RefSeq, a predicted model, not a curated record
GGACGCCUGCCUGCCGCCCUGUCCCGCGGCCCGCCUUGUUGUUCCAGCCCAGGUGACCUCAACGUCAGCCUCAGCCAAACUUGGAACCAGCCAGGGCGGCUCUUCCACCGAGUCUAACCCACGCCAUCAAACCGUAUUCCACCUCAUCUCUCUUUCUCCUUCCUUUUCCCUUUCCUCUGUACUGGGCUUAGCACGCACUGCCAUGUUAUAGCGAGGGCGCGCAAGUGCAUCCAUCGUUCGUGGAAACCUGGAAGCUGCCUGCGCUCCAGGGCUACCUCGGUCCCCGUUCAUCAUUCGUCAUCAUCACCCGACGUCGACCGUCUGAUAGCUUCCCAUCAUGUCCAAUUCCGAAAGGUCGCCGCUGCUCGCCGCUGCCGGCAAGUCCAAGGCGCCGACGCCCCCGUCCGACGAGUCCCUCGAGUCAACCCCACUGCUCUCGGGGUCGGAUACGACGCCGCGCUACGACGGGGAGCAGGAUGACAUUGCUGACGCCGACGCCAAUGCCGAUGUCGCCUCCAUCACCUCCCGCGCUUCUCACGCCUCGUCUACCAAAUCAACCAAGGCGAAAUCAAUAAGAUGGCCGUCCGUCAUUGCUGUCAUUGUUCUGUCGCUCAUUACGCUUUCCAUCAUUGUCGUUGCCUUCUUCGCCCCGGCUGCCGUCGAGGAAUACGCCAAGCAAGCAGCUGUUAUUGAGCCAACGAACCUCUCCCUCGAGUCCAUCACGGCCGAUGGCGUCCGCGCCCGCAUCCAGCUCAAGUUCCGACUAGACAGCCAGCGCGUACGGAACGAGCAUGUGAGGCGCGUGGGAGUAGCUACGGGGUGGCUAGUGCGGAAUCUGGGGAGUCAAGAAACCAAGAUCAAUGUGUAUCUCCCCGAGCACGAAGACGUCUUGCUUGGCAGCGCCUCUGUGCCCCCCUUGGUGGGCAGCAUAGUCGAGGGUCAGACCACGGAAGUCGACUUUGUCGCCGAGCUCAUCCCAGGCAAUGCUGAGAGUGUUCGGAUCAUUGCCAAUCUAUGGCUGGGCGGCAAGCUGGAUGCGCUUCAGCUGCUGGGGAAGGCCGACGUCCAACUGAAGGCCGGCAUCAUUCCGCUCGGGACGCACUCCAUCGCCGAGGUUUUCACCUUUGAAGCCAAGGAAUUGCCCCAAGUGCCCGAGUACAACAUAACAAAACUCAACUUCGAAGAGGAACCCGUCCCGGGACACGACGACAAAGCCAUUGCGGCCGAAGUCUCCAUUCAGGCAUUCAACAAGUAUCCGCUAUCUGUCAAUGUGCCAGAGCUCGGGUUUGAAGUGCUCAUACCUGGUUGCGAUGCGAAUGACCCCUUCAUCCUCGUCGCAUCCGCCGUGACCAGCACUGUAGCUGUACGGCCGCAGUCAGACGUGGUCGUCGAUGCUCAUGGCUUGGUCAAGGAGAUCCCAAAGCUUCUGACCCGACUCUGUCCUAAUUCGGAUUCCUCACCGCUCGACAACUUCUUCAAGAAGUAUCUCGGCGGUGAACCGGCAACCGUAUUUGUGCGGGGCCAGGAACAACCAAGCACAGAUACGCCCGAGUGGCUUACAGACAUCCUGUCUAGCAUCACAGUUCCUGUGCCAUUUCCGGGAAAGUCUUUCGGUAAUCUGAUUCGCAACUUUUCCUUGAGCGAUGUGGACUUUACGCUGCCGGAUCCCUUUGCCGAGCCGGGUGACCCGGAUGCGGAUUUGAAGGUGUCAGGGACGAUCCAGGUCUUCGCUGCGCUCCCUUCCGAGAUGAACUUCACCCUGAACGUAUCUCAUGUUCGGGCUGACGCCGACGUCUUUUACCGUACCAAAAAGCUGGGCGAGCUCAAUUUGGAGCAGUGGCAAAAGGCAAACUCGACCCAAUACCCAGCGGCAAAAGACCGCGAGGCAAUGCUUCACAUUCAGUCUUUUAUCAAAGACGCGCCAUUGAACGUGACAGACGGAAACGUGCUGACCGAUGUCAUGCAAGCACUCCUCUUUGGAGGCGAGGAGGUCAUUUUGGGCAUCUCGGCACUGGUUGAGGUCAGGGUCCAGACGAUUCUCGGUCAGCUGGAGUUGAAAGGGGUUCCUGCGGAGGGCAAAAUCCCAGUAAAACCCUUUCCGAAAGAUCUGAUCGGCUCCGUUGUGCCCAAAGUCGGGAACAUCGAUAUUAUCAGCACCACGGCGGACUCCAUCACUCUUGAAGCAACACUCAACGUCACCAAUCCGUCGCCGUACUCAGCUCACAUUCCUUGGCUCAGUAUACACGUUCUCAGCAACGGCACUACGGUGGGCGAGGCCAUAGCAAAGAACCUCGACGUCAAGACCGGCAACAACACGAACCUCGUAGUAUCUGCAAUAUGGAACCCUUCCAUGGGCGGGAAGCAUGGCGUGAAGCAGGGACGCGACCUUCUGUCGCAGUACAUAUCUGGCUUCAACACGACCGUCACGCUGCGGACACACAGAGGCAGCAUGCCUUCUCAGCCGCUACUUGGCGAGGCGCUGUCACGGCUGAAUGUGACAGUGGCGGCGCCGCGUAUCAAGCUACCGCGGGGCGGCGGCGGCGGCGAUGACGGGGACGGAGACGGAGACAACGACGAUGGCGACGACGACGAUGACGACGACGAGCAGGCACACUUCAUCCGCGACGCCACAUUUCACGUCUUUUCCUCGACGGCCACCUUCACACUCGUUUCCCCCCUCCAGCACAACACCUUGUACAUUGACCGCGUCAACGCCACGGCCCUGUACAACCACACCGAGCCCAUCGGCCGCAUCGAAUACGACCUGCCCUUCGCCGCGCCCCCCGGCUCCUCGCUAACUCCGAAACUCCCCGUCGAGUGGUCCCUCGACUCUGUCGGCUACGAGCGCCUCCGCCAGGCUCUCGGCGGCAAGCUCAAGCUCGACGCCCGUGCCAUGGUCGACGUGCGCCUCGGCGAAUGGACCGAAGAGCUUUGGUAUAUCGGCAAGGGCAUUGGUGCAAGUGUGAGGAUAUGACACGAAUAGUGGGGUAACAUAUUUGGCUUGGAUACGUUUUCUUUUUCUUUUUCAUUCAAACUUUUGAAGGGGUGGCACGGCUCUCUGUAAAGGAUGGAGUCUUGUGAGUCAGGUAGAGCGCGAUUCGCGCCUGGCGUUUGGGGAGGUUAGGCCGAGGGUUUUUGUUUACGAAUGAUGUCUAUUCGAUAUUAUAUCACAUAUUGUUUGAUUGGGUUGGGACUUAAAUAUUACCCGAUUUGGAUACGGGUACACUUGAACAUAGCGAUCAGACAAUAGAUCCUAGUCUGCAAUAUCAUACAUAUGCAGACAAGCGCACGCUAACGUAGUCUAUACCUCACCAUCCUUGUUCUAACAACGUAGGGAAG